This is a messenger RNA of Candoia aspera, 901 nucleotides long. RefSeq names its product retinol binding protein 7 (gene RBP7). Gene Ontology annotation, molecular function: fatty acid binding. The record is from RefSeq and is a predicted model, not a curated record. Lineage: Eukaryota; Metazoa; Chordata; Lepidosauria; Squamata; Candoiidae. The transcript is spliced from 5 exons. The coding region runs from base 390 to 794 and encodes 134 amino acids. Gene Ontology annotation, cellular component: cytosol; nucleus. Gene Ontology annotation, biological process: fatty acid transport.
AGUUUACAGGCUUGGCUUGUAGACUACUCAAGACACAGGGAGCUAAGCGUUGAGCUCCAUGGAUGUCUAGAUAGAGCUCCAUCAGGGCUCUGGACUUUAAUUCUUGGGCACUGCUGGAGAUGGGAAAUCCAGAUUUUACUCUGGUCAGCCCCAAGAGAGGUUAAAUUGUCGUCUGUGACUCAUGAAACAGUGACUUUAGUUCUACACCCUGGAUUACAGCUGCCAUGAACUUUCUCCUCUAGAGGCCCAGCUGCAGCAGAUCUUGAUCCCACCUACUAUUGUAAGUCCUUCCUGAUUCCCCUUAUAUAGAGAAGGGAUGGCAAAUUAGAGUUUCUCUGGAGUCCUGGGACCCUUUUAGUGCCUGUUGAUCUCAGUCUCUCUCUUCAGCCAUGCCGGCGGAUUUUAAUGGCACGUGGAAUCUUGUCCAGUCUGAGAAUUUUGAAAGCUUUAUGUUGGCUUUAGGUAUAGAUUUUGCAACUCGCAAGAUAGCAAAUAUGCUGAAGCCUCAGAAGGUCAUAAAACAGGAAGGGGAUUCAUUUUCUAUCAGCACGACAAGCACUUUCCGAAACUAUUUUGUCCAGUUCAAAAUUGGAGAGGAGUUUGAUGAAGAUAACAAAGGGCUGGACAACCGAAAAUGCAGAAGUGUGGUUACUUGGGACAAUGAUAAGCUUGUCUGCAUUCAGAAUGGAGAGAAGGAAAACAGAGGCUGGACUCACUGGAUUGAAGGCGAUGAGCUGUAUCUGGAACUCCGUUGCGAAGACAAAAUAAGCAGGCAAGUUUUCAAGCGAGCGUGAACCUCAAAUGGGACUUCUCAGGAGGAGAGCCACCCACGGCACCUUGUUCAAGGCAUGGCUUCCCACAGCACCUCUUUCACUGCGAGUCAGCAGCAGCUCCAGCUGGC